Messenger RNA from Capsicum annuum, 778 nucleotides. RefSeq names its product probable calcium-binding protein CML23. The record is from RefSeq and is a predicted model, not a curated record. Lineage: Eukaryota; Viridiplantae; Streptophyta; Magnoliopsida; Solanales; Solanaceae. The transcript has a single exon. Gene Ontology annotation, molecular function: calcium ion binding. Bases 157 to 597 code for a protein of 146 amino acids.
CCAACUGAAAGUGGAGUAGAUUUUAUUUCACUCCAAUAAUCUGCGUGACAGGCACAUUAUAUCCUACCCCCUCUUGCGCAUUCAACCGCGUGAUCUUCCACUAUAAAUUCUCCAUACGCAAUUAGCUAGCAAACUAAAAAAUCAAUCUGCAACAACAUGGCUAAGGUUACAGCGAAGAUGAAGGAAGUGGAGAAAGCAUUCAGAAAAUUCGACACCAACGGUGACGGAAAAAUCUCUCUAUCAGAACUCAACGCAGUUCUGAAUGCUCUCGGCACCAAAACAACUCUGGAUGAGGCGAAGAGAAUGAUGUUAGAGGUUGACAUCGACGGUGAUGGUUUCAUUGACUUGCAAGAGUUUGCUGCAUUUCACUGUCCUAUUGAAGGCCCUAAUGUUAAUAAGGAUCUACGUGACGCCUUUGAUUUGUAUGAUAAGGAUAAGAACGGGAAGAUUUCAGCUGCGGAGUUGCACACUGUUAUGAAGGGCAUUGGAGAGAAGUGUUCGCUUAAGGAUUGUCGACGUAUGAUUAGUUCUGUUGAUGUUGAUGGUGAUGGAAGUGUUAAUUUUGAGGAGUUUAAGAAGAUGAUGACUAGGGCUUAAGUAAUUGAUAGGCGUUUAAUUGAACUACUGAUCAUCGUACGUAGAUUAGUAGAUAAAUUAUCCGUCUCGUAUUUUACUGAUUUAUAUAAGUGUCAUAAUUGGGUGAAAUUGUUAAUAGGAAUUCGAUUGACUAUAAGUUGAACAUUCGAAUAUCAUCCUUCCUUGGUUUGAAGACGCCAAA